GCCUCCUCCCCCUUCAUUUUCUCGAAGCGCUUCCCUUCCCUUCGCUUCCCCGCACAAUCUGCAAACGCGCCACCCGUCGCUCAUAAACCCCUCUCCCUCUCUCUCUGGCCGACACAUGGACCCCACCGCUCCCAACUCCGGCGACGCCAACGGCGGCGCGGCCGCCGACGCCACCGCCCCGUCCAACACCACCGUCACCCUCCCGCCGCUCACCCUCCGCGACGUGCCCCUGCUCCCGUCGGCGGCGGCGGCGACCGACACGAUCCCCAACCCGAUCUCCCGCCACCCCUACUUCCACCCGCCGGCCACCUUCUACAUCUCCCCGGGUGACGUCUCCCUCCGCCACGCCUUCUUCGACCUCGCCUCCGCGUCGCCGUCCCCGCUCGUCGCCUACCGCCGCGCGGGGCCGCGCGCGGGGGUCGCCGUGGACCCCGCCCGCGCGCGCGCCGCGGUCGUCACCUGCGGGGGGCUCUGCCCGGGCCUCAACACCGUCCUCAGGGAGCUCGUCGUCGGCCUCCGGGAGCUCUACGGCGUCCGCGACGUCUUCGGCGUCGCCGCCGGCUACCGCGGGUUCUACGGCCCCGACGCCGACCACGCCCGCCUGGACCUGGCCGCCGUCGACGACUGGCACAAGAAGGGCGGCACCGUGCUCAAGACCACCCGUGGUGGCUUUGAUCUCAACAAGAUCGUUGACGGCAUCGUCGCGCGCGGGUAUACGCAGGUUUAUGCAAUUGGAGGGGAUGGAACAAUGAGAGGAGCUGUGGCCAUCUUCAACGAGUUUAAGCGCCGUGGUUUGAACAUUUCUAUUACAGGGAUCCCGAAAACUGUGGACAAUGAUAUCGGCAUCAUAGACAGGUCAUUUGGGUUCCAAACCGCAGUGGAGAUUGCUCAGCAGGCAAUCGACGCAGCACAUGUCGAGGCUGUGAGCGCCGUGAAUGGCAUUGGACUUGUCAAACUUAUGGGCAGGAGCACAGGCCACAUUGCUCUUCAUGCCACCCUGAGCAGCCGCGAUGUUGACUGCUGUUUGAUUCCUGAGGUUGAUUUCUAUCUUGAAGGAAAGGGGGGCCUGUUUGAGUUCUUGUAUGAAAGGAUAAAACAGAAGGGACAUGCUGUUGUCGUUGUUGCUGAAGGUGCUGGUCAGGAAUUGAUUCCAAGGACUGACGAUCAAAAGCGGGAGCAGGACGAGUCCGGCAACAUUGUGUUCCUUGAUGUGGGUCCCUGGUUAAAAUCUGAGCUGGGUAAAUGGUGGAAGAGAGAACACCCAAGCGAGUUGUUCACUGUGAAGUAUAUCGAUCCCACUUACAUGAUACGAGCUGUUCCAGCAAAUGCCACUGACAAUCUGUACUGUACAUUGUUGGCACAUUCGGCGAUCCAUGGGAUCAUGGCUGGGUACACUGGCUUCGUCCCUGGCCCGAUUAAUGGAAACUAUAGCUACAUACCGCUGGAAGAUGUUGCUGUGGCGAAGAACCCGGUGGAUGUGAAUGAUCACAAAUGGGCAUGGGUUAGAUCAGUCACAAACCAACCAGAUUUCAUGAAGCCAAAAUACUAAGACCAAAAGUGCUGUUACUGGACAUGGUUGUAUGACUUUUUCUCCCUGGAGCCUUGACACGUUAAGCUUGAUUUCUUUCUAUCCAGUUUCUUCUCUUGUUAUGCCGAUCUAUCUAUAAGAUGUUAGGUAUUCUGAUCUCCCUGGUUUGUGUUUGUGUGCACUUGAAAUCGUGUUAGCAGGUAUUGCUGUAAAUCUGUAGUACAUAAAUAAAUGAAGUGGCAGGAAAUGUUGUUCUCCA
Oryza sativa Japonica Group (Japanese rice) is the source of this 1787-nucleotide messenger RNA. RefSeq names its product ATP-dependent 6-phosphofructokinase 2-like. Gene Ontology annotation, cellular component: cytoplasm. Gene Ontology annotation, biological process: glycolytic process; fructose 6-phosphate metabolic process. The record is from RefSeq and is a predicted model, not a curated record. Gene Ontology annotation, molecular function: 6-phosphofructokinase activity; ATP binding. NCBI's taxonomy places the organism in Eukaryota, Viridiplantae, Streptophyta, Magnoliopsida, Poales, Poaceae.